Molecule: messenger RNA, 439 nt
Organism: Teleopsis dalmanni
Lineage: Eukaryota; Metazoa; Arthropoda; Insecta; Diptera; Diopsidae
Exons: 3
Coding region: 26-424 (132 amino acids)
Source: RefSeq, a predicted model, not a curated record
CUUAAGUCAACCACAAUAGAGAAAUAUGCAUUUUCUCCAAAUUUGCUUACUGUUCUUAGUAGGUGCAAUUACAUCAACGAAUAGUUUAUAUUCACGACAAUCACAUCGGUAUUCAGACAUUAAUUUUAGUUUUCGAAAAACCAGCCGCGACCUGUUAUCCGAUCCAUCUAUGUCACCAAAUGGAUUAGGAGGAGGAAUAGGAGAUGUUGGCCCCAAAUGUAACUAUGAAAACAUGGAGCUAAAUAUCGGGGAAAAAUAUCAGCCUCCAAAUAGUUGCCUGGAAAUAAGUUGUGCACCGGGAGGAGUUACCAGAUAUGGAAAUUGUGAACCGAUUAAUGUGCCUAGCAAUUGCAAAAUGGGGUUGAUGGAUUUAAGUAGACCUUUUCCAUAUUGUUGCGUGAGAGAAUUGAUUUGCUUGAAAUAAAUAAAAUCAAAUUAA